AUGGAUCCUCCUGGCGACCCCAAAUCACAAAGCGCCAACGCUGGCCCAGGGAAUGGUACAAUUCAAGUCAAACAGCUUUUGGACGUGGUGCUGGAUCAAUCCCCCACGGAGUCAGUCACCAACAAGGCUAUUGUGAGGAACGGUAUCAAGAACUUCCCAGCGGAUCAGAGAGACCAGUUAUACGCAGGUAUCGAGAAGCAAAAGCCCAAGUUCAAGGCCCUUAUUCGCGUAAAUAAGGCAAGAAACUUCAAUUCUACUCGGACUGCGAAGCGAGACAGGUAUAUCGAGUACCUUGACGAACAAUGGGAGGGUCGGCGCAACUGGUCUCGACCCGAUCUCUUACGUGUCCCCUUGGGUGACAAGCCCAGCGACAACACGAUCCGACCGCUGAAGACCCUGACGGAUCUGGCGUUGCAGCAUGAUAUUCCACUACAAACGCUCUGGCAGCGAGGCGGUGCUCUUUUCGAUACCAUCUGUAUUGGGAAAAGUAUCCUGAGCAAGGAAGCCGCUGCCGCUGCCCUAGAUCUCUUUCGGAAGCGAAUGGCCGCUUUGCCUGGUGAUGUCUCCGCGCCAGCAUCGACUGUACCUUUGCCUUACAAUCUCGGUCCGCCUUUCGCUGACGCGCCUGAACCCUAUUCUACACCCCAUCGUGAAAACGGCUCACCAGUUCCAUCAUUAGAGCCUGAACAGAGUCGAAAUCAAAAGGCUGAGACAGAUACCACCGGAACUCCGCCCCCGCGUCGCAAUAUCAGGUAUCACUCUCCUUCGUCCCCAAGUCCAUUGGAGCUUGAAGAUACUGUUGAUGCCGUGCGUACGCCACUAGCCAACUCACCAGUGAUAGACCUUACCGUCGACCCCACUUCGCCUGAAGACAAAGACCAAGACGCCGAAACGCUUUCGAAACACAAUAAGGCGGUCUGGGAUGCGACCAGAGCGCAGCUACGAGAUUUAAAGGCUUCUCUGACGGAUGAAGUACUGGCCUUUUGUCUCAAGGUCGUCCGCCAAACAAGCGAUGCGCCCGAGGCUACUGUUAUGGAUCCGUUAUGGUUGAAUCUCGACGACGAUCACAUCCCCGUGGAUCUGCAUAGGGUUUGGGAGUCCACCUCUACUGUUUAUGUACCACUACAUCAUGUAGAGGGAAAGACUAAUCACUGGUCCCUUCUCGAACUCUCACCCCACAAGAAGGCGAGGGACAUUUGUCAUUAUGACUCAAUGCACAGCUAUGACCGAGACAUUCGUAUCAAGACGUCGCUGGCGAGGAAACUUGGUGAGAGUCUUCCCUUCGUAUUCAGUCCCUAUGAUGUUCCGCAACAGUCAGAUGGGGCUUGCUGUGGCGUGUAUGUGGCCAUAUUUCUCAACUACCUGCUGAAUGAUUCACCAAUGCCUUAUUCCUUCUCUGAGAGAAAUAUCCGAUCCAACUUUCUAGAGAGGCUAGAAAAAGCUGGAAUUGACCCAUGCUCGCCUCGUUCUAACAGGUACAAUCGAAAUAAGUCGAUCGUCCACCCCUCACCGGACGUGCCCUUGACACUGGAAGGCAGCUUCGGGACCCCAUCGCCAAAGUCUUCCGCAGCUUCUUCAUCUGCUUCGACCGACAAACUGGCCGAUGUCGAUUUCAAGCAACCUAAGUUUACUCGGGUUGCAAAGAAUUUGAACAAGUCUGAUUCUAUUGCUUCUGGAUUCAAGAGUCCCUCUAACACUGAUUUCUACCAACGCGUUUGGGAAGACACUGGGAGCCCCAGUUCCUGCCAGACUACUCCGAAACAGAAUACUCACGUCAAUGAUACCCUCUCACAGCCUAAUACAACUGAUGAUUCAUUAACCUCGACGCUGCUCUUUGCACAGAUGGACAGAUGGAGCCGCUCGAAUGGUGGUAUUGACUUGAGUACAGCCAUCGAAGAAACCGAACAGUUGCUACAUGAACGUCAAACCCAAGCUGACAAAGCAGUGAAGUGGCGCCGACUAUUUGAGACUCUAGGUCCUGUAUCCGAAACCCUCCAGCGAGCAAACCAAGUGACAGAGCAGAUCGGCCUUAUUCCUUUCGGCGAAGAAGGAUCAAUCUGUUUAAGUAAGGUCGAGGAAGAUGCCUGGAUGCUACAGCUGGAAGCGAUGUCCAACUUGGCCAAGGUACAGACGCAGAGAUUCGCCGUUGAUACGACCGAAUCCGACAACAUUCAAAAUGAAAUCACUUCUGUUGAGGUUAAGCUAAGAACCAUGAAGGAGCAGAACAAGAAGGCAAAGGCUGCAAGAUUGAUGCAAGAGGCAUGGAAGGUCAUGCAUGAGCCCGAGCCUUGA
Molecule: messenger RNA, 2292 nt
Organism: Fusarium coffeatum
Lineage: Eukaryota; Fungi; Ascomycota; Sordariomycetes; Hypocreales; Nectriaceae
Exons: 4
Coding region: 1-2292 (763 amino acids)
Biological process (GO): proteolysis
Molecular function (GO): cysteine-type peptidase activity
Source: RefSeq, a predicted model, not a curated record